AUCGUCGAUCACUAGCAACCUCAGUCAGUUGCUGACAUUCCAUCGAGAGAUGAGCGCGAGUAUACCGGUAACACUUGAAAAUUUCUAAACGUAGUAAUCUUUAAUUAUUGCCAAUGUGGGUUUAAUGUUGUGAAUCUACAAACGUCCAUACUUAUGUGUGUAACGACUUAAUAGUGACUAUAUAUGUAACGUCUGUAACCAAGUCCAAUUGAUGGCAUGGAAAAUGUUUGUGGAACACACGACAAGAAAGAGAAGGGGAAUUUGCGAAGAACAGGUUAAAAGAAAAGUGCAGUAAUGUUGGUAUUGUAUGGAAGUAUUUACAUAAGUCCCAAUCAAAUAAAAUUUUAAAGUUAUUAAAGAAAAUUGCAAUACGUACAAAUCUGUACGGCAGAAACUGUGGUGUAACAGGUAGUCUCCACCGAAACAGCAAAGUAACAAGUGAGAAGUGAUUGUUGGAAAACAGACCAAUACGGAAAGGAGGAAAGACAUUAAACUGUGGAAACCUUAAGGCAUGUCAACAAAUGUGAAAAUCCUUUAAUAUUAUACAUAUGUUAACACUUUAAUAUUUUUAACAAAUCCAACAAAAUACUCCAAGUAAUAUUACAAAUGCAAAAGCAAAUAAAAGAAAAAGACUUCUUGUGAUCAUAUUCAAGACAUUCUAAUAAACAAACGGCCAUUAAAAAGGAAAUAUGCAGGCCUCAGAAUAUUUGGUGUCGCUAUAUAUCGCAACAUGUGGACAAAAUGGGCCAGGACUAGGAGCGGAUGAAAAGGAAAUAAUAUUGCUAGUGUACAUUAUUUUGGAAGCUAGUAGCGGAAAGAUUAUUGGAACAAAGCAGCUAUUGGUGCGACCUGACGGUAGCUUUGCUAAGGAUCGUACAGUGUCCGGCUCAUCAGAUGCUUCAGUAGUCGUACGAGCAUCAUCGCCUGCUCUUGCAUCCCAGCAAGCUGAUGCCAUUAACAAUAACAACACUAGCGUUAGUAACUCAAACACACUGUUGAAAAGUGUAUACAACAAUCCAAGUACAACUGUAACUCAUAGUAACAAUAAUAACACGAUCACAAAUGGAUCUAGUAGUAGUAUUGUACCGGCAGAUUCGAUUACAACAACAGUUAAUACAGCAUCAUUCUCAGAGACAAUUGAGCUUCCUUUAGCAGUAGCUCACUCUCAGGGAAAGCCCCUCCAGGAAGCAAUAGACGAGUUCGAUGAAUAUUUACGCUCUUUGAUAUUAUACGGCGAAGAUAUCGAUAGUAUCAAUUUGAUUACUGAUGGGCAACUUCCCUUACGUCAGUGUCUUCAUCGGGAGGCCUGCGCCAAAAGCAUUCAGCUGCCGAACUAUUACAACCGUUUCUGUGAUCUGCGCAAAGAAUUUCUCAAGUACAAAUCAGGUGACUUAUCACGCGCUUUGGUUCCCGUCAAAGACAUAAAAAAAAUACUCCAAAUACCAACAGCUGCGGCACCUCAGAGUAUUGGAGAGAUGAUGAAAGACCUUAAUAUUACUAAUAGUGAAGAACAGGAGUUCUAUGUUAAAGAAUCUCGUGAAAUGGUCUCGGUGAUACAAGUAAUGUUAAAAGGAGGACACAAAUUUAAGGCAAAUGAAAUAGUGACCCUAGUUCUGGAACCUGGAAUUUGCUCAAUUGACGACGACAUAGACGGUAAUUGUAUUGUACGCGCUCGAGGUUUACCUUGGCAGAGCAGUGAUCAGGAUAUAGCUAAAUUUUUUCGUGGUCUGAACGUUGCCAAGGGUGGUGUUGCUCUUUGCCUAUCGCCUCUCGGUCGACGAAACGGUGAGGCUCUUAUUCGUUUUGUAUCACAAGAGCAUCGCGACAUGGCACUAAAGCGUCACAAGCAUCAUAUUGGCAGCCGAUACAUUGAAGUUUAUCGAGCUACUGGUGAAGAUUUCUUAGCCAUUGCUGGCGGAGCUUCUAACGAAGCGCAGGCUUUCCUCUCUAAAGGAGCACAGGUCAUAAUACGCAUGCGAGGCCUACCAUAUGAUUGCACCGCCAAACAAGUAUUGGAUUUUUUUACCACUGGUGAGGACCCUUGUACUGUUCUUGAUGGUGUGGAAGGAGUGCUUUUUGUCAAAAAACCAGAUGGCCGAGCGACUGGUGAUGCCUUCGUGCUAUUUGCUAUUGAGUCGGAUGCGCCUAAGGCGCUUUCUCGCCAUCGCGAAUCAAUUGGUCAGCGUUAUAUAGAACUAUUUCGCUCAACAACAGCGGAAGUGCAGCAGGUUUUAAAUCGUUCCAUGGACCCAAGGACUUACGAAGCUAACCAUCAACAGCCACUUAUUGCCCAAUUGCCAUCAAUGCCGCUAUCGCUGUUACCUCAGCACUUAAUUACUUCAGGAACCACAAAGAACUGUAUUCGUUUACGUGGCCUACCUUAUGAGGCUCUAGUCGAGCACAUUUUACAUUUUUUGGAUGAUUUUGCAAAGCAUAUUAUAUUCCAAGGAGUACACAUGGUUAUCAAUGCCCAAGGUCAACCCAGUGGUGAGGCUUUCAUUCAAAUGGACUCAGAGGAGUCCGCGCGCUUGUGUGCCCUACGCAAGCAUAACCAGUUUAUGAUGUUUGGUAAAAAGUACCGCUAUAUUGAAGUGUUCCAGUGCUCUGGCGAUGAUAUGAACAUGGUCCUGAAUGGGGGUCUACAAUCCCCCAUUUCUGCAACACCACAUCCUCAUCAUUCAGCUGCAGCUAAACAGUCAUCGCUGCUUUCACCGGGUAUGUUACCUCAACCGUCGCCGUCCAACGCACAGGCAAUUAGUUCUCAUACGCAUGCUCAAGCCCACAAUCACGGUCAUUCAAAUGCUCACAUUCACACUCAUGGCCAAAGUUCCCAUUUAACACAUGCGCAUGCGCAUACGCAUGCAAUGCAAUCAUCACCAUCGAUGGCAGCAGCAGUUGCUGUGCUAUCACAACAACAGCACGUUGCGCUGCCAUCAACAAAUGCACAAACGGUGGCAGCUAUGACAGCUUCGGCAGGUAGCCUUUCUCCCUUUAUGACGGCCUCAGUUGGCACAACACCAAAUGCUGCUCAGCAUCAAACCAUAACGGCACAAACAAAUGCUGCCGCCGCUGUCGCUGCUGCUGCUGUUGUACAAAAUGCGGUUCCACUUGGUGGGCUAGGAAAUGCGCAAACUUCAACCUUACAAAUGCCAACGAGCACUUCAAAUGCACAAACAUCUCCUAUGGCUGCAUAUCCAUUUAAUUAUCCUUUACAUUCUUCUCAGUUGUCUAUGGGCGCUAACUCUGUGCUUAUUGCGCAACAGCAGGCUCAAUAUAUCGCGCAGCAAAAUUUGUUGGCACGACAGCAAGCUGCAGCUGUGGCUGCGGAACAACAACAUCAACAACAACAGCAACAACUGUAUGCAAAUUUUAUGAACCCUUUGCUAUUCCAACACCCGUCUGCUACGGGUGCGUCUAAUGUAACGUCGCCUAGCCCUUCUACUGCUGGUACACCAACAACGCAUCCUCAGUUUGUGAUUAUGCCACGCCCAUUUUCCUUUCAACCAUUUCCGAUCGGUUAUUUGCCACAAGGCUUUCCAUAUGCAGCAACUGCAACGGGUUUGAGUGGCGCAGGUGCACCAGGCCCAGUGGCUGGCGUCAUGCCCAACGCACCAAUGACAGCAGGCCCAACUAUGGCCCACUCAAUGAAGCGCUCGUAUGAGAAUGCCUUCCAGCAGGAAAGUAAUAUUGCGACUGCCGCUAAACGGGCUCUUACGCGCCCACCAAAUGCCGGUAGUCUAUACCAGUUCUAUAAUCCUGGAAUUUAGACAGGUUUAGAUUUGACAUAAGACAUAAAAUGCUGCUAAAAGGACGAACUGAUUAUUGAUCAACUUUUUUCCUUAUAAAUAUCAGUUUUUAUAGAUAGGCAGUUUUUUUACUUUAAUGUAACGUAACAAUCCGACAGUCGUUUGUCGUUAAAAUUUUAGUUCAAGCUUGGUAUGUAUCAGCUAAUGUAAAGAUUAACGUGCCUGUGCCACGUAUAUAUUCCCUUCAAUAACGUUUUAUACAUUUAAAAUGUGUUCAUAAAAUGAUGGGGACUAAAUGGAAUGAUUGCAAUAAAACACAUUAUACUACACUGUCAUUUAAUUAAUUAUUCACAUUGUUUCCGUUUAAUAUGCAUCUGCGGUCAUAUGGAAGAUUAGCUUAAGUCGAGUUAAGGGAAAAAAUAUUGGUAAUAGUCUAUAUGCUCAAGCUCUUAACGUUAAGCUAUUUACCAUAACGAACAUAUGUAGGUAUAUACUUAUAUAACCAGUUAAAUCUAAAUUUGGCACUCUAUAUAUCCACUCUAAACAUACAUACUUCCAUAUAUACGACAACUUACUCAGUAAGAUUUCAUAGAAUUAAGAAUACAAUUGUGUUGUUUUUAACUGCAAUUUAGUUUGGAUAUAUUAGACUGGAAUAUCGUAAAUCCAAAUUACAUUUGACGUGUAAAGUUUAUCUGGGUAAUAUAUGAAUUUGUAAGCAUUUGAAAAUAGAUUAAUUCUUCGCAUCUCAAUUUUUAUUAAACUAUUACGACUAACGCGUGAAUUUUAUAUUCUUUUUAAACUUAUCAACAAAAUACAAAUAUGGCGAAACGACUCAAUAAGUUGAAAGAGGCUAGCAAUAUUCAUUAACAAAGGGAUUAAAGCUGAGCCAUUCAUAUGUUUGCGAAUAAAAUAUAUUUUGUAAGACUUGUGCAAUUUCGUUCUUUAAAAUUAAUUACAUUUUCCUUAAUUAUUUUUGCAAUUAAAGGGCUACUUCGUAAAUGAAUAUUGCAAGGUGUUGGAUUUGUAUUUGCCUUAAACACAAAACGUUUUGCUAUCGAUAUAAUAAAAUUCACAAAUUUUGCUGGGCUUUUUUUUAUAUAUGAACACUAUUUAUAUGUAUGUAUUUGUUUAAUGCAAUUAAAAAUCUGAUUAAGCGGCUUUUAAAUCUUAAGGAUGUUUUAAACUUUUUAGUAACGAUUGAAUGAAAAAAUCUGUUUGGAAAUGAAUGUAGCAUUUAAAUGAAAACAACUUAUGAUUUCUAAAAUCGCUAUGGUCAAAACCUAUCGAUACUAAAUAUAAUAUAUAUGUUUUACUAAUUUUACAUGGCAAUAUAAAUAUCGUUCCUUUGAGCAAAUGGUUUCUAAGUAAUUUCAUACAUAUACUUAUUUAUAUACCGAACAUGUUACAUACAUAUGUACUAAAUUUAAACAAAAAAAUUAUGAAAUCAGAAUGGAUUUGUCUCCAUGGAGCGAUAUUUUAAUUUAGACUACUUAUUAUUAAGACUAAAAUUCUAUAUUCAUUCUACUAUUUAAAUCAAUGUGAAUAUGACUAGUUACAAAUGAAAACUUUUCCUUUGUCCGUUGUCUUUAAAUUCAUACUUCAAAAUUUAUCAAUAUUUAUUGUACCUACACUAUCCUUGGUUCUUGAAAGCGCACAAUUGUUUAAUAAUUUUCCUUUUUUAUGUUCGCUUGAUUUUCUCAAGAGUCAGUUCAAUAUUAUAGUACGCUUUCUUUUAUGGUUAUUUAAUAUGAGUUCAUCAUUAUUUGUGCAUAUGUAUAUGGUGUUAGUCGCAUAUCGAUUUAUGUUUACUUUUAUCACUAAUUUUCCCCAUUUGCUUAUUUAAUUACAUCGAUUUGGUAGGGAGAGUACAUAUUUUACUCAUGAAAAUAAUAUUUUGAAACUUUUUUUCAAGCAAAAACUUUACCAAAAUGCGUCAUUUAUGUAUUUCUAUGAUUAUUUUUUAUUACCAAAUGACUCUAGCUAAAAUGUCAAAAAAAUGGUAUCAAUUAUUUGGGAAAUGCAUGAUGAAACAUUUCAUAUUUAUACAUUUAUGCUUUGAACACAAGGACGACUGCACGACACUAAUGCACGGCAGCUGAAUUUUUUUGUCGUAUACUAUAUUUUGAAAACGGCAGCAGACAUAUCGAGCAUCUGAUGGACACAACUUCGUUGUUUGUCGUACUAAAACUGUUCACUUGAAAGAAAUUUAAAUAUUUUUUAAUUAUUAAUUGUCAAAUGAUAUAUCAGAGGUAUUUUGUGUUUUUGUUGUUAAAGUGACAUUAGACUUGUUAAAGUUUCGAAUAAUUUUACAUUUCACAUAUUAGCGGUAACAGUACAUUUACCAAUUGUCGUCGGUUUCUAAGUUAUAAUUUAGCGACAGCGACAACUGCAAGCCUGCUGCCGUGAAGUAGUGCUGUUGUCUAAAUAACUGUUCCCAUAAAAAAGUGUGUUUUAAUUUUUGACAGAUGCUUGUCGCUUGCCACCAUCUAUGUGUUCCAUGCAUUACUAGUAUUUUACUGGCUUCUUCUACCAUUUUAGAUAUGCGUCUCUAUUUUAUCUGGCGAAAUGGUGUUCACAAAUUUACAGUAGUCAUCUCGUAGUGGUGUCAAUAAUAUGACAUGUCUUUUAUAUUUUUAUAAAAAUUAAAUUUUGAAGCAAUGUUAGAAUUCUCGAUCCAAUAUAAGAGUAAUAAUUAGCUAUGUGGAUUGCUAUAUACCUUUUAAAAUAAUACGUUUCAUGGGUUACGAAUAAAAUGAUUUUAAUACUGCAUUUACUCAUGUUAGUAUGUUUUGAAAAUCAAAGUACCUAUAUAUUAUAUGUAGUAUAUGUUCUAUAUGUAAAUCCUAUUACCCAUAGAAGCAACAGUUUGUUUAACCGCCUUAAAUUUAAAUAAUUGUAUUUAAUAAGGAAAGGAAAUAUUAAGUACUUCCGUUGUUACGUCGCUGAUAACAUUGAGAAGUUACACCUAAGAGUGUUUAAAUUUCUCAUGUCUUCUAAUUGUAUGUCUAUUACUUCGUUCGAUAAUAUUUAAUGGCAUGCUAAAAUAGGAAAGCUUUUAAUAUUUCAAAACAUUUAUUGCAAUUUUUCUAAAUAUACCUAGAAACUAACAUUAUAAACAUAACCGAAUAUGCGACUCGAAAUUGAUUUUGUGUUCACUUAUGUACCAUAUAUGCACACCCUUACCAAAGUGUUUAUUGAUCCAUAUCUUUUGACAAUAUGAUAAAUUCACAAUAUUUCGCGAUAGCUUUUAUGUUAAUGUUACAGACGAAGACUUAAGGCCCAUUCACAUACAACCUUCAUCGCUUUGCGUGAUAGUUCAACUGAAACAACGAAGCGUCGAAAACAAAGGGUAUGUCACAAUGAACGCUUUGCUUUCAGUGUUUCCCUCUAAUAAAAUUGGCGGUUCUUGCUUGGAAACGCGUAAAAAGAUGAGAGUUGCCCAAAAUUUUUGCUUGGCUUCGCGCCGAAAACUUUGUACGUACUCAUACAAAAGCGUACAUCGAACUUUUAUGUCAAAACAAAUAUCUGACACAAAGCGAAGCUAAAGUUUUAUGUGAAUUGGUUAUAUAUACUAUACUCAAGGAAAUGCUUUCAAUGAAUAAAUCUGUAUGUAGCUCAAUAAUUGCACCGUUUACUUAGUAAUAAACAUAAUAAUUUAAUGACAAUGCAAAUUUAAAUAAACAACAAUUCAUGUGUAGUUAUAUACAUUUAUGUGUCUUAGGUUUGUUUCAGUCAUCUAGUAAUCGCUAGGAAGUUGGGUUUUGGUUUAAUGUAUGGUGAUUAUUUUUUUCAGUUACUCAUGUGUGUCAUUGAUACAUGCUUACAUGCAUAUUGUUUCCAAUCGGUUAAACGUUUCUGCUUACAGACAACUAGAGAUAUAUAUAUGUAUAUAUAUAUACAUAUAUCUACAUAUAUAUAUUCAUAUAAUAUAUAUACAUAUAUAUCAUUCCGGAACUAAGAAAUAAAUUUUGAUAUGACUUAGGUAAUUUGUUCCUACACCUGUUCACAAUUUUGAAUGGCGAACUUGUGUUGCAUAACUUAAUUAACAAAAACAGCUCACAACGGGAAUAAAGUGAAAAUGUUUAAGCAUUCCCAAUGUACGUACAUUUAAUCAAAGCCUAAAUUGCUGGCGAAGGAAAUGAAGCAACCUUCCAAUUAUGAAAGUAUCAUACGGCUAGAUUGUGAAUAAAAAGUUGUAUGAAUAUUACGAAAUAUUUAAUAUUAAUAAACAUUAGACAUUUUGAUAUUACCUUUGCUCAAUUUUAUAUAAAUGAACUUAAAUAAUAAUAUAAUAAAAAUAUUUUAUAGAAUUGCACUGUUUUUCAAUUCUAGAUUUUUAUAUACA
Messenger RNA from Bactrocera dorsalis (oriental fruit fly), 8091 nucleotides. It is a transcript of the gene fus, whose product is annotated as RNA-binding protein fusilli. Gene Ontology annotation, cellular component: ribonucleoprotein complex; nucleoplasm. Gene Ontology annotation, biological process: regulation of RNA splicing. Lineage: Eukaryota; Metazoa; Arthropoda; Insecta; Diptera; Tephritidae. Bases 690 to 3767 code for a protein of 1025 amino acids. Gene Ontology annotation, molecular function: mRNA binding. The record is from RefSeq and is a predicted model, not a curated record. The transcript has 12 exons.